Cannabis sativa is the source of this 1077-nucleotide messenger RNA. RefSeq lists its product as uncharacterized. The record is from RefSeq and is a predicted model, not a curated record. Gene Ontology annotation, molecular function: nucleic acid binding; RNA-DNA hybrid ribonuclease activity. The coding region runs from base 33 to 1019 and encodes 328 amino acids. The transcript is spliced from 3 exons. NCBI's taxonomy places the organism in Eukaryota, Viridiplantae, Streptophyta, Magnoliopsida, Rosales, Cannabaceae.
ACAGUGGUUCUCGUUUGCUUCUGGUCCCGUUCAUGGUGGUUGUCGUCCCCCCUAACAGGUAUAGUGGUGGUUUGUAUUUCCUUUCUUUCUCUCUUUCUUCACUUAGAAGCAUUUUUUCUUAUCUUUGUAUUAAUGAGAGCAUUUAUUGUUCUGUGUAUUACUAUCAUUACCAACUAUCCCAUCUCAUUUAUGAAUGCACAAUUAUCUAUUCCUUUUCCUCUUCCAUUUCUUUGUUCUCCGUCUAUUAUGCUCCCCAUUUAUUGUCCUCUGUGCCAUUACUUCUGAUUUUUCAACCUCUCCAACAUCAUUACACCCUUGGAGAUUGUAAAAUGGAGGCGGAUAUUUGGUUUUCUGAGGUUAAUAGGGCUAUUUUCAUCAUUGUUGCUACUCCGGUGGAGGCUAGGGAUGUGACCUCUGAAUUUUCGAGAAGGCAGCUCAGGGGACUCUGGUUCUUCCUUUAUAUAGUGCGAUUGAGAUUGUUCCAGAUCGAGGAAAGCUUGGAAACACUCAAGUAUAUGGAUGCGCAACAAGUUUCUUCUACUCAACAGGUGGAUAUGUUAGAUUUGCAUGGCUUACCUGCAGGGGUUUCCCUCCAGCUUUUUACAGAUGCAGCCAUUGAUACUUCUCGUAAAAGAUAUAGCAUUGGGGCUGUUGUUAUGAACUCUUCGAAUCAGGUUAUUGCUGGUUUUGUGAAGCCUUUUGAAGGUUGUGUUUCGCCGGUGAUAGCUAAAGCCAAGGCGAUUCUUCAAGCUUUGCAAUGGGUUACUUGUAUUCAUCUUCCUGUUGAUGUUCUAAAAACAGAUUGUAAAUCUAUUGUAGAUAAAAUAAGUUCCUCUAAGAGGGGUUGUAAUGUUCUGGAUGAUUUUAUCACUUGUAUAAGGGGCUUAUUAUCUAACUGCCCACUCCUUAGUUUGAGUUUUGUGAGAAGGGAAUCUAACCUUCUUGCUCAUCAAGUGGCUAGGUGGGGUCUUGGGCUUGAUAGUGAGCUUAUAUGGAAUGGUUCUCUACCUUCCAUUUAGUUUCUUGUGUAUCUUUGUUGUUUUUGUAAUACACAAGAUUAUUUUCAAAAAAAAAAAA